Malassezia globosa CBS 7966 is the source of this 4167-nucleotide messenger RNA. RefSeq lists its product as uncharacterized. The record is from RefSeq and is a predicted model, not a curated record. Gene Ontology annotation, cellular component: membrane. The transcript has a single exon. Bases 1 to 4167 code for a protein of 1388 amino acids. Lineage: Eukaryota; Fungi; Basidiomycota; Malasseziomycetes; Malasseziales; Malasseziaceae. Gene Ontology annotation, molecular function: ABC-type transporter activity; ATP hydrolysis activity; ATP binding. Gene Ontology annotation, biological process: transmembrane transport.
AUGAAGUAUGUGGAUCUCUUCAGAGGACUCCAGCCUGUGGAAGGCCUCCUCCUAUUUGUUGGUACACUGGCUUCUAUAGCUGCUGGGGUUCCAUUGCCGAUCAUUGGUCUUUUGUUCGGCAAGAUGGUCGAUGGGUUCAAUCGGCAGGCAUGCGCGUCACGGAGUGGCAUGCCGACUGAUCCCGCCGAGCGCGACGACUUUCUUCACCAGGUAUCGAAUCAUGUUGUUCAGAUCAUCAUUGUUGCUGCCAUUAAUUUUGUGCUCAUCUGGAUCUACACCUGCAGCUGGUCUCUCUUGGGAGAACGCAUCGUGCGUCGACUACGUGAACAGUAUGUCCGUGCUGUCCUAUCGCAAGACAUGGCAUUCUUCGACGUUCUGCCGCCUGGAGAAAUCAGUACGCGUCUUAGCGAGAAUCUCAUUGCCGUGCAAAACGGAACGAGCGAAAAAGUCGGCAUCUUUCUCUCGUCGGUCUCCUAUUUUCUUACCAGCUACAUCAUUGCAUUUGUAUUGCUGCCUGCUUUGGCAGGUGAGCUCGUAUCGCUAAUCCCAGCUUUUCUCAUCGUUUCAUUAGUCGGUGCGCACUUUGUCUCGAAAUUUUCUGCUCAAAUGUCAUCGCAUCUUGGUAAUGCCUCUGGCAUUGCGACUGAAUCGCUCAACAAUGUACGUGCUGUCCAAGCCUUCGAGGCCCAGAAGCCUCUCUGCAAACUGUACAACUCGCACCUGCAUCUCGUCCGAAGAAGUGGACUUUUUCGUGCUUUGUCUGCAGCUACGAUGCUUGGGUGCCUGUUUUUUGUUGCAUACUCGGCGAAUGCGCUUGCUUUUCAUUCAGGCAGCCGUAUGGUGACGGACCGAAUGCGCUCGAACCCAGAUGAUGCGUCAAGUACUGUCGGUUCUGUUUACACUGUGAUUUUUCUUCUCCUUGAUGCUUCGUUUGUUGUCGGACAAAUAGCGCCGUACUUGCAGACGUUUUCUGCGGCCGGCGGAGCGGGCAGCCAACUGCUGUCGACGAUCAGCCAAGAGUCGCCCAUAAACGCGCUGAGUGACACGGGCACGAUGCCGCCCCUCUCCAGUGAGGCUCUCGGCUUCCACCUACGGAAUGUGACUCUCGCGUAUCCAGCACGACCUGACGCCAAGGUGUUGGAUAAUGUCGACCUUGACAUUGAGCCUGGGACACGCGUGGGGAUUUGUGGAUUUAGUGGGAGUGGAAAGAGCACCAUUGUCGCUCUUUUGCAUCGCUAUUACAUGCCAUUAGAAGGGCAGAUCACUUUGCAUGACGAUACCCCUAUCGAUGAGCUCAAUGUGGGCUGGCUUCGAUCACAGAUGGGGCUGGUCGGCCAGGAGCCCGUGCUGUUUGACUGCACGGUACUCGAAAGCAUCGCCCAUGGCCUGCUUGGAAGCUCAUCACAUAACGACGUCCAGGAUGCGAUUCGCUGGCUCUCUCGCUAUGCAUUUGACCAUGCAGUGAUACCCAAGGACUGGAGCCAGCAUUGCCCGUCUGACUUGCGGCCUGGACUCCGGCGCUUACAGGCGCUGUGUGAAGAGGCUGCGCAGCUUGCGCAUGCCCACGAAUUUAUUCUGCAGCUGCCCCAUGGAUAUCUUUCGCGUGUAGGUGACGCUGGUCGUUGCCUCUCGGGUGGCCAAAAACAGCGUAUCGCACUCGCACGCGCGAUUGUGAAAAAGCCACGGAUUUUGAUUCUUGAUGAAGCGACGGCCGCACUCGACUCGCAGAGCGAAAUGGCUGUUCAGACAGCUUUUGAUCGAGUGUCGCAGAACCGCACGACUAUCGCAAUUGCUCAUCGUCUCUCGACUAUCAAGCAUUAUGACAAAAUCGUCGUCAUGGCGCAUGGUAAGGUCAUGGAGCAGGGUACUCAUGCUGAGCUGCUGGCGCUCAAUGCACAUUAUGCAAGUCUCGUACGUGCACAAAGCGAUUACGGUGAGAAUGACGUGGAGCAGGUCUCCACGACGGAAUCGACAGGGGAACAAAAAGUUGCGGCUGUCGAAGACGAGUGUCAAGAAGAUGAUGACAAACAAGAUGUGGUCGAUUCAGCACCCUUGACAAGCAUGGCGUUGCCAUUGCCGACGCAGCCAGUCGUGCCUCCAGCGACAAUGGGUGAUGUCGAGGGCAUUCACCCGCAGGAGCCGGAGCCAAUGUCCGUGCUAAAGACAGAACCUGACCAAAUGAAAAGCCGUCGACUGUCGUACUCACGGUCGCUCGUGCGGCUGAUGCGCUGGGCGCUAAUGAAGUGGCCAUUUGCUGUAGCAGGCUUCCUUGCCUCGGCUGUGAUUGGCGGCGCAUUCUCUGGCGAGGCUGUUUUGUUUGGUCAUGUUAUUGAAGCGCUGAAUCCAUGCAAGCCGGCGAGAGAAGUGGAGCAUCAGUCAGACCUCUUUGCACUGUACUUUUUUGUUCUGGCGAUCAUCGAGCUGUUUUGCUACUUUGUCAGUGGGGCGGCAUUUGGUUUUGUGUCUGAAUGGUUGCUUUUGCGGAUCCGCAAACUCAUGUUUCGUGCGCUAGUGACGCAGCCGCUCGCUUGGUACGAGAGAAAGGACUUGUCGCCGGCGACCAUGAUUGCCAACCUGAGCGCGGACACGAGCAAUCUCGGUGGACUCACUGGGACGGUGGUCGGAACCAUCUUUAGUAUUCUGGUCAACUUUGUGGCUGGUAUCACGCUGGCCCAUAUUGUGGCGUGGCGUAUUGCCGUUGUGAUUUUAGCGACAGUACCGAUUCUUGUGACGGCCGGCUACAUGCGUCUAAAGGUGAUUGCCGAUUUUCAGAAGCGGCAUGAAACCGCAUACGCCAGGUCGACAGCCAUUGCUGUCGAGGCGGCAUCGUGCAUACGCACUGUAGCGGCUCUGGGACGGGAGCGGGAUGUGAUUCAGCUCUUUUCUUACAGUCUCGAGAGGCCGUACCGCGAGAGCAUGCGACAUAUCUUGAUGGGCAAUGCGUGUCUUGCGAUAUCACUGAGCAUUUCUUACUUUAUUUAUGGGUUUGCGUACUGGUGGGGCUCAAAAAACGUGGCGGAAGAGCGAUUUUCGCAGGUUGCCUUUUUCACGGUCUUACCGGCGCUGUUGUUCUCCGCGCAGUCGUCUGGCCAGCUCUUGGCCUUUGCGCCUGAUUUCACAAAAGCACAGGUGUCAGCAUCCAAUAUUUUCUCCAUGCUGGACCAAGCAAAUCAUCCCGUUGACAUGCCUGGCUAUCAAUGGCCUGAUCGACGCGAGCGCCGUCGCCUUAGGCAGCAGCGAAAGCACCAGCAUUAUCUAAAGGACUUGGAGUCCGAGAAAUCCCUCGAACCUGUUGGUGCGCAUGGCCCACUCGCGGUGUCGUUCGAUCAUGUAUGGUUCACAUACCCGGGACGAGAUAAGCCUGCAUUGCGUGAUGUAGUCCUUGAUAUUCCAGCGGGCUCAUUCGCAGCGUUCAUUGGAUGCAGUGGCUCCGGCAAGUCGACGGCAAUGAGUCUGAUCGAGUCCUUCUACGAGCCUACCUCAGGCACCGUUCGUGUCGGUGGAUGCAGUACAACACAUGUACCGACCAAGGCACUCCGAGAGCACAUGGCAUUGGUGCCGCAGGAAGCGAUGCUUUUUCACGGAAGCAUCGAAUUCAACGUUGCCCUGGGGCUCGCGGACCCACUCUCUGUCGAGGCUGUCAUAGAGGAAACGCAUGCACACCGCCAAAGGCAACAGACACUAUCGCACGCUUGUCACAUGGGCUCACAUCAGCAUGCAUCUACGAAGGCUCGUGUCACGAAACCAGAUGAACGCAUUCUAGCGGCUUGUCAGGCUGCCAAGAUUCAUGACGCCAUUGCCGCUCUGCCCGAUCAGUACCGCACGAAUAUCGGAUCAGGAGGUAGUCAAUUGAGUGGCGGGCAGAAGCAGCGUGUUUCUAUCGCUCGUGCCCUUGUCCGUGCACCACGCCUACUCUUGCUGGAUGAGUCGACAUCUGCGAUGGAUGCAAGCAGCGAGAAGGCAUUCCAAGAGACACUCAGUAAGCUACAUUCGUCGCGCUCGUGCACCAUUGUGGCCAUUGCACAUCGUAUGCGUACGAUUCGUACGGCUGACGUGAUCUUUUUGUUUGACCAGGGCCGAAUUGUCGCUCGUGGGACGCAUGACGAGCUGAUCAAGACGUGUUCGCGUUACCAAGCUAUGAUUUCACACCAGUCGCUGAGUGCGUAG